Messenger RNA from Pomacea canaliculata, 2050 nucleotides. Its product is annotated as UPF0705 protein C11orf49 homolog. The record is from RefSeq and is a predicted model, not a curated record. NCBI's taxonomy places the organism in Eukaryota, Metazoa, Mollusca, Gastropoda, Architaenioglossa, Ampullariidae.
GUAAAAGACGUGAAGCAUGCACAAUUACUGCAUGACAGCUCCACUGCACAGCGUCUUAUAGUGAAUGCAUGACUCAAGCUUCACAAAAUGUCGCUGACAGAAGACAGAUUUUCCAUGUCUGCAGAAAAAUAUCUGAGUAAACAUCAUGUGAUUGUUUACCUGGAAGAUGCCAUGUCUCAACUGCUCACCCAUCGGGAAGAAAACCCUAUGGAACCACUCAAGUUUUUAAGCAAGUAUUUUAACAGUUUACGUGAUGGGAACCAUACAAUGUUCAGAGAGUUUGCCUUCAUCAGGAGCACACCACAUAAUCGGGCUUCAUUUGUGUGCCUCUUUUGGAAGUGUUUUCGACUGAUUGGAAAGAAAGGAGACUUACUGAGCAUUCAAGAAUAUCAUUCACUGCUGGGGUUGUUGUGCACUGACUUUCCAUUUCAGCUUGUCCAGAAAACUGCAAGGAUUGUCCUUAUUGAUGAUGCACUGGAUUGUCUCAUAUCCUUCUCAGACUUCAUUUAUGCCUUCCAAGUUCAGUUUUAUUAUGAAGAAUUUUUGGACAAGUGUGGUGAGCUGUACAAGUCUUUGCUGCAGUCCACAUAUAAUCCAAUGGAGCCAGUUAUUGUACCAACAUCAAGCAGUCAAGACAUAAAGGGUGUGCACCACAGCCAGCAUAUGCCUGCAGAUGGUGUUGAUGCCAUGCAGUUUUUCCGCACCAUUUAUCCACUUUGUGAUCGUGUUGAUUACAGCACACCACCAGUGGCCUCACUGAAAGAGAGUCUUUUUUCAACACCUCGCAUUUCCUUCUAUGGUUUCUUGAUGUCCAUCGCAAAGAAUGAAGCCAUCAAUGAACAUAUAGGUCGCCUUCCACCAAAGAAUGAGCUUUUGGAAGGAGUAGAUCCAGAACUGACAUCGCCACCUGUCAAAAUUGCAGCAGCCAGCAGCGGACGGAGUAGCCUAACUCUGGGGUCUUCUGUACAGAGAACCACUUUGAGUAGUACAGUUAAGCCUGCUGUGAGUAAGGCUGAUCCUAACAACAUAAUUUCAUAUAUGGUGCGCAACAAACUCUCAGAACAUGUGCAGAGGAUCCGGAGCAGCAAACGAGCGCAAGUGGCAUCAUCUGACAGUGACGACACCAGCACAGACACUUCAGAUUCGGUAUAAGCUUGAAACUACUUUAGCAGAACAUUUGCAUUUUCUGCAGUCAUUAUAAAUGUUUUAUUUCACAUCUGGUCCUUUUGUUCCCAUAAUUAUUAGCAUCAGUUAAGCUUUUCCAGGCACAAUUUACAAUAUGAGAGUGUAUGUGUUCUCUAGAAGGUGUUGAAGGUUAAACUUUUUUGAGACCAAAGGAAAGAGCUGAAGGGUACUGCUUGAAUUUGCAGACCCAGCUGGCCAGACUGGGACAGUCAAUAUCCAGUUCACAAAAAAGAAAAAAAAAAAAUUGGUGCUGGGCAGACUGCUUUUCCUUACUUUUACAUUCCAAGCCUUUAUAUACCUCCAAACCAUUUUUUUGUAAUGGUUUUGUCAUGCACUCCUGAUUAUGCAUUUAACUUUUUACCUUGUUUCGAUGGUAGACAAGUUUCAAUAAUACUGCUUGUAGGAAAGUGUUGCAUAUUAUAUAUUAUAACUAUUUUACAACACUUCCAGAUCAAGGCAUACCUACACAGCAAUUCAUAUUAUGGUCAAACUAAGCACAAACACCAAUGGAAAUAGCAAGAGUUAAAUAGAAAUACUAUUACAAAAGGGUCAAUUUGAAUAAUCAUAUUAAGGAAAAUUGUCUGACAUGUUAGGGAAAAGUUCUAAAAAAAUAUGAGAUUUGUUGAUAUGCUUUUAUUGAAGUCCAGAAAGAUAAGCGUGUGCCUCAUCUGUGACCAUUUUAUAGUAUAUCCAUGCCAUUUUAUAUCUUUGGGAGUCAGUCAAGUUGCAGGAAAGGUGGAGUUCAUGGCUGGCAAGGCUGUUUUGAAAAUGUUAGGUGUGCAGCUAAGUUAAUAAUCUUUGAACAAAUUGAAGAGCAGAACCAGGCCAGCAAUUAUAAAGAUCCCUCGAUAGAGUGGAAAAUGUA